Messenger RNA from Herpailurus yagouaroundi (jaguarundi), 4028 nucleotides. RefSeq names its product solute carrier family 13 member 4 (gene SLC13A4). The record is from RefSeq and is a predicted model, not a curated record. Gene Ontology annotation, molecular function: transmembrane transporter activity. Gene Ontology annotation, biological process: transmembrane transport. Bases 657 to 2537 code for a protein of 626 amino acids. NCBI's taxonomy places the organism in Eukaryota, Metazoa, Chordata, Mammalia, Carnivora, Felidae. Gene Ontology annotation, cellular component: plasma membrane. The transcript has 16 exons.
GCUGCUGCCUCCUGUCCGGCUUCCCAUAGGUGAAGGAAAGUUAAGGUGGGCCCCCAGCGAGAUUUUUGUCCCGGGACGACGAGGACAGUCCUGGGGAUUUUUUUUUUUUUCCCCCUGCUUUGGAGGCCCCGGGCUCAAGGCAAAUUAUAAGUGGGAAACCAAUUGGAAGGAAAGAAAUUUGAACCGAGUUAAGGUGCCAGAAAGAGAAGCAGCCCUAUCUGAAGUCUGCAUCUGCCGCUGACAAACUUGGGGUGGGGGGGGUGGGGGUGCUGUGUUAAGGGAAGGGGGUUCAGCAAGCACAGGUAGAGGAGAGGCCGGUACUGCCCCAACAGGCCAUCAGAGAGCGGCAAAAUGAUGGAGGGCCCUAGAAAGAAGUCACUCUAGAGGUAACCGCACGAAGGGGGACCCGCUAUGCCUCGGCUCACGAUCCUUUCCCGCUCCCUUUCUGCUGGGCGCAAAACCAUGCUCACCAAUCCCACCUAAACAAGGAGGCAAGGAGCCCAGCCUUUUGUGCAAACGGGAGCUGUAACUGCCCUCCUUUUCUGCCCCCAAGACAAGAGAGGACUCUUGGAAGCCGAGAAGGCUUUGAGAAGUCCUUUCCGGACUGAGCCGUCGCCGGAGGCCCCUGGCGGCCCGCCCGCGCACAGAGGUCCACGAUGGGCCUGCUCCAGGGCCUUCUCCGGGCGAGAAAGCUGCUGCUCGUUAUCUUCGUGCCGCUGCUGCUGCUGCCUCUGCCCAUGCUCCACCCCAGCAGCGAGGCCGCAUGUGCUUAUGUGUUGAUCGUGACUGCUGUGUACUGGGUGUCUGAGGCGGUGCCCCUCGGAGCUGCAGCCCUGGUGCCUGCCUUCCUUUACCCGUUCUUCGGAGUCCUCCGAUCCAGUGAGGUGGCCGCCGAAUACUUCAAGAACACCACGCUGCUGCUGGUGGGUGUCAUCUGCGUGGCAGCUGCCGUGGAGAAGUGGAACCUGCACAAACGCAUUGCUCUGCGCAUGGUCAUGAUGGCUGGAGCCAAGCCGGGCAUGUUGCUGCUCUGCUUCAUGUGCUGCACCAUGCUGCUCUCCAUGUGGCUCUCCAACACGUCCACCACCGCCAUGGUGAUGCCCAUCGUGGAGGCCGUGCUGCAGGAGCUGGUCAGUGCCGAGGAGGAGCAGCUCGUGGCGGGCAACUCCAGCGCCGAAGAGGCCGAGCCCAUCAGUCUCGAUGUAAACAACAGUCAACCCUCCCUGGAACUCAUCUUUGUCAAUGAAGACACGUCGACUGCAGACUUCACUUCUCUGAUGCAGGACAAGAACCUGAAUGGGGUGCCCCCAAUCACCAACCCUGUCAAAAUGGCAAGCCCCCAGGGCAAGAAGCAGCACCGAUCCCAGGAAAAGCCACUAGUCCUGAUUCCUGGGCCCAGGAACCAGGAGCUCAACAGAAAGUACAAGUCCCAGCGUGACCAGAUGAUCUGCAAGUGCCUGUCUCUGAGCAUAUCUUACGCUGCUACCAUUGGGGGCCUGACCACCAUUAUUGGUACCUCCACCAGCCUCAUUUUCUUGGAACACUUCAACAACCAGUACCCAGCUGCAGAGGUGGUCAACUUCGGCACCUGGUUCCUCUUCAGCUUCCCCAUCUCCCUCAUCAUGCUGGUGGUCAGCUGGUUCUGGAUGCACUGGCUGUUCCUGGGCUGCAAUUUUAGAGAGACCUGCUCUCUGAGCAAGAAGAAGAAGACCAAAAGGGAAGCGUUGUCAGAGAAGAGGAUCCAAGAGGAAUAUGAAAAGCUGGGAGCCAUUAGCUACCCUGAAAUGGUAACCGGAUUUUUCUUCAUCCUGAUGACCGUGCUGUGGUUUACCCGGGAGCCUGGCUUUGUUCCUGGCUGGGAUUCUUUCUUUGAAAAGAAGGGCUACCGCACGGAUGCCACGGUCUCCGUUUUCCUCGGCUUCCUCCUUUUCCUGAUCCCGGCAAAGAAGCCUUGCUUUGGGAAGAAGAGUGACGGGCAGAACCAGGAGCCCUCCCGGGGGACGGAGCCCAUCAUCACCUGGAAGGACUUCCAGAAGACCAUGCCCUGGGAGAUUGUCAUUCUGGUGGGAGGAGGCUAUGCUCUGGCUUCAGGCAGCAAGAGCUCUGGCCUCUCCACAUGGAUUGGGCACCAGAUGUUGUCUCUGAGUAGCCUCCCACCGUGGGCCAUCACCCUGUUGGCAUGCAUCCUGGUGUCCAUUGUCACAGAGUUUGUGAGCAACCCAGCCACCAUCACCAUCUUCCUGCCUAUCCUAUGCAGCCUGUCCGAAACGCUGCACAUUAAUCCACUCUACACCCUGAUCCCAGUCACCAUGUGCAUCUCCUUUGCAGUGAUGCUGCCCGUGGGCAAUCCCCCCAACGCCAUCGUCUUCAGCUAUGGGCACUGCCAGAUCAAAGAUAUGGUGAAAGCUGGCCUGGGGGUCAAUGUCAUUGGCCUGGUGAUCGUGAUGGUGGCCAUCAACACAUGGGGAGUUAGCCUCUUCCACUUGGACACUUUUCCAGCCUGGGCUAAGGUCAGUAACCUCACUGAUCAGGCCUGACACAAGCGGGCACACAGCCCAGCCAGAGGAGCUACGAGCGCCGAACAGAAUCUGACCAAGAAAGCCGCCAGGAGCACACAACCCCCACCAGAAGAUUCCACAGCCUGCCACCUCAGGUGACGAGCAGGAAGCCCCCGAUGCUGGGACGUUAGUGCCUUCUUCUCCGCCCUCCUUCCUCAGCACUGUAGUUCAGGAAAACCUAGCAUCGUUCUCACGUCCUGUAUCUUGGGCUCUCCAGGUCUUUCUGAGGACAGGAAGAGCAGAAAGGCUGACUUAGUCACCCCUCAGAGGCUCACUAAGCCUCACAAACUACCCUCACUGGCUUCCAUGUUAUUAAUACUUAACCCCUUUUUAGGAGUUGGAGAAGAAAUCAAAUCAUCCCACCUGUGUAGUCACAGCUCCUCUUUCGGAGGAAAAUCUUCCCCUGGAACUUUCUCCUCAGAGUUUCUAUCCUAAGUUCUCACCACAAAAAGGCGAUCUUGGCAAGUCCUCUUUGUGGCGAUCAGUACUCUUUUCUCACUACUCUGAUUCCCUUCUAAGCAGCUCCCUUCAGUGGCUUCUCUUUACCCUUGGCACCAAAUUCCCAUAAAGAAAUAGUGCCCCCCUUUAGAAAGAGGCUUGUACUGUUCUCUUUGUCCAAGGAAAAAGAAGUAGAGACAGAAGACACACUGAAAUCAGUACAGGUAUCCCCGGCUUUUCAAAAGUUCUGGUUUCGCCACUUUGCUUUUACAAAAGACUCACGUGAGUACCUGUUUUCGCUAACCGGAGGAAAUCUGAAGAGGAUUUUUGGAUUUCCGAGAGGAGUCCAAGUAGUGUUCAGCAGUUUUGCGGCGAGCCCUUCGAGGGGCAGUGCGCAACCUGAGCAACUGGAGUGGUGCCGCUGGGCCGCCUCCCGGGGAACUGCACCCAGCGUCUCUGCACGGAGCUGCCAGAGCUGCGAGCUGCAUCUGCGAGCGUCCGUGCUGUAUGCCCGUUUACUUUGCACGCCUGUCAGCAAGAAGUUCCUAAGGUAUCAGGGAAGCCUAGGAGAGGUUAUUGCGGAGGUCUGGAAACGCUCAAACGUCUUUCCGUGUAAAUUAAUGGCAGUUGCCUCUUCGCUUUAUGUCAUUUUGGCUUAUGGAAGGUUUCAUAGGAAUUCUCUACUUUUGGAGAGCGGGGGGGCACCUGUCUCUCUCUUCGCUUUCCACUAAUCAUCAAUACCACUGCAUUGGUUGAGUUGGGAGGGAGAAAAAACUUCCAUACCUGUCUUAUUAAAAAGGCCAAAACUAUCAUUAAGACCACAGUGCUAUUAGCGAUAUCUGACUGGCUUUCUUUUGGAUGUAAUGAGUAGUUUGUUCUUGAGAAAGCAAGUACAGAAGGCCUCACACACCAGCCACUUCCUACAGGGAGCCCCUCGAGGGGAGAGACGUCUUACGUCUCUUCAAGUCCCCCGCAAUUCAUACAAUAUAGUAAACUAACUACUUAAUAAAUGUUUCCUGUGAGAAAAAAUCA